ACACCAGCCUUUUUCAGGGCUCCAUGAACACAUACACACAUAUUCACACACUUGUACACAACUGGGGCAUGGUAUCUUUGCCAAUCCUCCAACUGGCUUGUUGUUGGGAGGAAACCAGUGAACCCAGAGGAAACCCACAGACAUGGGGAGAACAUAGAAACAAAACUAGGUUCGAACCAGGGACCUUGCAGCUGUGAAGCCACUGUGUGACCCACAAAAUCUUUUCUUUUAACCCACUGCCAAGGAGUUGGUUUUAGUGAUGUUUACAAACUGAAACUGAGAAAAAAAGCAUUCCCUUGUGAUUUUUUUGUCUGGAGAGAGGUCUUGCCUUCCUAUUUUGCAGUUUGUUCAGUGAAGUAAGACGAGAGGAAGUCAAACACCUAGCAGAGCUAAUCCAGUCUUGGCAAAGAGAGAUGGACAGAAGAGCUCGGAUCAACACAAUUGGAGGGAGAUCAGACACAUCCAGUGUAAGAGCGUUGGGGGAAGUGCAGUCAGAUAGGGGGUGUGUCAGGCAGUGUGUGUUUCUGAGAGAGAAGCUGAAGCAGGGAUGGGGUGUGUAUGAGUGUGUGUGGAGAGCAGAGCAGGAGUGAAUGCACUAAAACUCACACACAUGCGCAGGAACCGACAGAGAGACGGAGACAGCUUUUCAGCAGCGGCUAAGGGAUUACUCCUAUUUUCGUCUCCAUCCUUCCUGGGGUUUAGUGCCGGAGGAGCAUCUGAGACCUGAGAUGGAGUUCAACAGGACACAGUGUGGGCUGUGAUUUCUACAAGAGGGUUGCAAGCAUGAUCCCUCCCAGGGCAGGAGUCACAGUCCUUCUCAGUCUUACUUUGAUCAGCAGCCUACAUGCUGCAUACCUGACUAAAGAUGGAGGAGACAAAGCACCAACACAGACAGGCCCUGUUAAAGAGCAUAAAGAAGUCCACACUGCUGGUAGCUUACUGUGGAGCAGCCAGACAUCAAGAGACAAUAUGGACACCACUACUCCACCAGUGGCCACUGGUCUUCCAUUUCUAACCAACUUACUUGCAACAUCUUCCAAUUCAGCCUCACAGGUCCAUGGCAAGGUGUUCAAUGUUCUAGGAUAUACAACAUCUCCUGACCGAAGGAGACCUGAAAUGAGGCUUGGUGAUGCCUGGGAAUUCAGGGAGCCCAAAGCUAACGCUCAAAGAUCAGAUAUCACAAGACUAAAACCGAAGCAAACAGAUCUACUGACAACUCUACAGGAUGAUAGAAGAAUGGUUGAGGAGCUCACCAGGAGGCCACCUCACCUUGGUACCGGUUCCUCAAGAGAUAGUUUGAAAUUAGACUCUACAUCCAGUCAGACAAAUCCUGGUUUGGAGAAAGUGCAUGAAGGUUCGUCUAAGAAAAACCAUUCGUUAAAAGAUGAGGCAUCCAGACCGACUCCAGGACUGACAGCACACGCUCUUAUUCCAGGCUUGCUUUCACCAGAUGAUUGGAAUGAUGACUUCACUGAAUCCUCAUCCCAGCCUGACUGCAAUAUUGACACCAUGGGGGUCUGCAACUCCUCCAACCCUCUCUGGAGCCUUGGUCUCCCUGACAACCUUUCCAGGGCCCUGAAUCCUGCUUCCCCAAUGCCCCCUCCUGAGAAUAUAACCCCACCUCCUUCUAUAAUAAUGACCCCACCUCUCUUGGUGCCAUUAUUUUCAGACUGGAAUGCUGCAAUGGCAACGUGGGGCCUGGCAUGGGAGCUGCAGGUAUACGGGCUGGGUUGUGUGUUCUCUCUGGUGGCUGUAUUGUCUGCACUAAGUUUAUUGUGCCUCCCUCUGUGCCAGCCAUCCGGCUGUGCCAAUUUCACCCUCCUGCAUCUCCUGCAGCUGCUUAUUGGUUCCAGUCGGGCUUUCUGGCUCAUCUAUGACCCCUAUGGGCAAAAAGAACGCCUCCCUGUGGCCUGGGCACGGCUCCUACAUGAGGCUGGCUACCCAUGUUUAACCGGAGCCUUUGGCAUGCUGCUUGUGCUGCUUUCUCCUCAGCUACUCUCUCAGAAUGCACUGCGGCGGUGUAUUUGCUUGCUAGCUGUGCUUAUGUUGCUUCACAUGGCCACAGUUCUGGGCACAGUUGGAAUACUAUGGAUUUUUCCUUCCUUCCCUGUCGUUUCUCUGCUGCCCCCUGCAGCCUUCCUGAUUCUCUCUUGUCUCCUCUCCACUUCAUACGUGCUGCUCUACUGCUGUGCUCGUGUUGAGGCCAAGCACAUCUACAGGCUAAGGGAGAAUUCCCCAGAUCGUUUGGCAUGCCAGGCCAGCCAGUGCCCCCUCAGUGAAGCAGGAGUGUGGGAGCGGGCAGCUGGAAUGGGACUGUUCGCAGCACUUUUCCUUCUGGCAUGUGCAGGACUCAGGCUCUAUGCCAUCCUGCAUGCACUGGGACUGACUGGUGGCAGGAUGGGGCUAAUGCCCUGGUCAUGGUGGGUCUUUCAGCUGAGCUGCAGAGUAUGUGAGGCAUGUGUCUGUCUCACUCUUGCUCUCAUCCUCACACACCCGCUCCUCUGCUGUGGAGUAUCUCGCCCGAAACUAAGUCGCUGGAACUCAUGGUUCACCAGGUCAUCCACUAGGAAUACAGUGAUCGCCAAACCCCAAAUCUUAUCAAGUGGCUGGACCAAGAAGACUGGAGAGACACUACAUGAAAGCAUGUCACGCCAUGAGAGUGAGAGUGUGCCACUUUAUACCUUAGCAGAGCUGCCCCUUGGUGAAACAGAAGGCCUGGAGCUUAACUAUCCCAAUAGCCCUCAACUUGCCCCUGCACAACCACCAAAAAAUGGACUUUUGGUUUCUCAGUCUUCCUUCGCCAGCCUGGACUGUGAUUCCACAGUAGAUCUGAGGCCUCCAUCUCCUAUUGACUUGCGGCGAAGCAUUGACGAGGCUUUAAACAGUGAGGCUCUGUUCCAUCGCAGCCUGUUCAGCUCCUCCAGGCUGUCCCUCAGCACCCGGGGGCCUCCUGAUGGCCAGCCAUGCAGAGGAAUAACUGCAGAACCUUCCCUCUACCGUACUGCAUCAUGCGGAGAUAUGGAUUUGCCUUCUGCACCAUCACCACCUGUACUACGGAGCAGCACAGCAUGGAAGGCCUCCAACUUCAGCUCUUUACGUGGGGGAACCAAAAGUCAAGGAGGUCAGGCAUCUUUUUAUACAGGCUUUGGCCCUGGGCGCUACUCUCAGAAGCAAUACAGGGCUCUGGGCUCCAUUUCUUCCAGAGAGCGUUUGUAUGAUCAGCAACACAUUCGCACACAAGCUGAUGAACUGGCUGUGCAAGCUGAAUUCAUCAACGUCUGCAAACAGAUAGACGCACUGAGUGUCUGCAGUGACACCAUCGAACUGUAGGGUUAUCAGGACUGAGUGAAGGGGCUCCGAAGGUGGAGAUCGUCUGUAGACCAAGUGCAUGAAACCUAACCUUUCAAAAGGGAUUCUGUUGGGAGACGGAGCACUUAUUUACAGCAGUUUGCAAAAGCUAAAAAGUGCAGACGGUUUUAGAAAAUGUCACUGCAGUGGUUUUGCUGUAUAAUGUUAAGAAAAAGGGGGUAUUUUAAAACAUAAAACCUGAGUUAGUACUGACUGGGCAUUUAAGUUUUAUGGCACUAUAAAAUAUACCAAGGGAAAGGGAAUUAGGAGAGUUUCGUUUCCAUAUUCACAGAAUCAGUGCUUCUGUGCCUUUUUCACUUAACGUUAUUCUGGAAGCGACAUUGUCAAGCAAUUUAUUAGUCAGUGCAGAGAAAGCUUUGAGUUGAUUUUGAUGGAGUUUCGCUCCAGCAAUGUACCUUCCUAUUGAGCACAUGGAAAUAUUUUCAAGUUAAAAGGCGUUAUCACGGUUUGGGCAAUUAGUUUGUUUUGGUAGUAUAAUUGAUAUGCAACUUUCCUAAUGAAGUACUAUUAACAAAGAAUAAAAUUUAUAUAUACAGUACAGUAUGUUGGCAAAAUUUAACUAUCAAGACAAAACGUAAUAAAAAAAUAAAAGGAAGGGCUUUUUCUCCAGCAGCAAUAUGUCUACAUUUAGCACUUUAUUCAUAACAGGAUAAGGCAUCACUGAGAAUGGCGUGUGCUUAGGUGUGGCUUUACUUGUACAAAAAGAGGAUUUCAAGUGAAGUUUGUAAUACCAAUAUAGCAUACAGUGCAUGUAUGGGGGGAAAUGUAUGGGGGGGAAAUAAUUAUCUUCUUCACUUUAACCUAUUCGUUUUUGUACUGGAUUGAGUAGCACAACUUCACUUAUAUGUCUGUGUUUUUAUAGGUAACUAUGAAAGUCUAUGAAAAUGAUAAGCUUUAGCACCAUGCCUCUCUACUUCAUAUUGAAUUAACGGAUGAAUGAAUAAAUAAACAAAUCAAUAAAGUGAGGAAGUGAAAAGAUGGACGGAUGUGUAAAUCACUAUAACAUAUUUAAAAUGUGAACCUGUUGAUCCCAUGAUCCAUUGCAGGACAUCAAGCCAUCGUGAUCCAUCCCAUCAUGUGAGGCUAUUACAACGAU
Messenger RNA from Hemibagrus wyckioides, 4465 nucleotides. It is a transcript of the gene prrt4a, whose product is annotated as proline rich transmembrane protein 4a. The coding region runs from base 784 to 3330 and encodes 848 amino acids. The record is from RefSeq and is a predicted model, not a curated record. The transcript has 4 exons. NCBI's taxonomy places the organism in Eukaryota, Metazoa, Chordata, Actinopteri, Siluriformes, Bagridae.